UGAUUUUUACUUAAAAUGCAAUUGAAAGAAAAUGUUGCCACCGUUCUUGUUAUUUUUUGUUGCGGACUUGGGCUUACACAGACCAUAUGCAAAAACAAUGACAAAGAUACUUGUAAAUGUGAUUUAGUUAACGGGUCCGGAGUUAUUGAUAUCACGUUUGGAAAUACAAAUCUGACGGCGUUAUAUCACAGACCAAAUCCACGCGGAGGUCCUUAUGUCUACGAGUAUAAUCCUUGUUACGAAUUCACGUCUAUCGAGGGUUCAGUAUCUGGACUUGCGACAAUCAUGUAUAGCGAAUAUCUGCAUAAUUAUUAUGAUCUUGGUAAACAAAAAAACAGUACUUGGAAACUUGACAAAAACGGAUCUCUGGUUGUGUUUUACACGUCGAACCAGUAUGUAAGCAUUUU
Molecule: messenger RNA, 407 nt
Organism: Styela clava
Lineage: Eukaryota; Metazoa; Chordata; Ascidiacea; Stolidobranchia; Styelidae
Source: RefSeq, a predicted model, not a curated record